UCCUCAGAGGGGUGUCUAGUGUCUAAUCCUCUUACACUGCAGCGGGAGGAGCAGGACGGCUCCAUGUCAGCUCAACAUGGCGAGUAGCAGGAGGCGCGGCUCGGUCCCGCUGUCGGUCCCGCUGGCCUCAUAACCGGACCAGAACCUCCCGAAGGGAUGUUCACCCUCACAGAGGUAGCCUCUCUGAACGACAUACAGCCGACUUAUAAAAUCCUGAAACCAUGGUGGGACGUCUUCAUGGACUAUCUUGGAAUUGUGAUGCUGAUGUUGGCCAUCUUCUCUGGAACCAUGCAGUUAACCAAGGACCAAGUGGUUUGUCUUCCCAUCUUGGAGCAAACUCCCGCGGGGGCUGAGGGCUUCCUGGGAACACAUCCACCAGAGCCUGCAGAGGGUUUGUGGAACAAAGAGAGUGCAGUCGGGGAACAGGCUGCUCCUCUGAUGGCGAAGAGGCCUCUGGAAAUCACUCCCCCGACGGUCACGCAGCCAUCUGCUUUGGUGCCAGCGCAGCCCACGGGGGUUAGAACCAAGCUGGAUUUCCAGCAGUAUGUUUUCGUCAACCAGAUGUGCUAUCACGUCGCUCUCCCUUGGUAUUCCAAGUAUUUCCCAUACCUCGCUCUAAUUCACACUAUUGUACUGAUGGUCAGCAGCAACUUCUGGUUUAAAUACCCUAAGACGAGCUCAAAAGUAGAACAUUUUGUUUCCAUACUCGGAAAAUGUUUUGAAUCACCUUGGACGACCAAAGCGCUGUCCGAGACGGCGUGCGAGGACUCGGAGGAGAACAAGCAGAGGAUAGCCGGCGCCUCCUCUCUCCUGAAGCACCUGUCAAUGUGCAGUGAGGAAGGGAGCCCCAACCAGUCCGCCCCGAUGCUGACGAAGACGGGGCUGGCCUUCUCUGCCGAGAAGUUGGUGAGUGAAGUCCCCUCCAUGACCAUACUGGACAAGAAGGAUGGCGAGCAGGCGAAGGCCCUGUUCGAAAAGGUCCGGAAGUUCCGUGCCCACGUGGAAGAUAGCGAUUUGAUCUACCGACUCUACGCCAUUCAGACGGUCAUCAAAACAGUGAAGUUCAUUCUGAUCCUGUGCUACACCAUGACGUUCGUGGCAUCGAUAGACUUCGAUCACGUGUGUGAACCUGAAAUAAAGCAUUUGACGGGAUAUGCUAGAUUCCACUGUACGCACAACAUGGCCUUCAUGUUGAAGAAACUCCUCGUCAGCUACAUUGCUCUCAUAUGCGCUUACGGCGUCAUCUGCAUCUACACAUUGUUCUGGCUUUUUCGGCGGCCGCUCAAAGAGUAUUCCUUCGAAAAAGUCAGAGAGGAGAGCAGCUUCAGCGACAUUCCCGAUGUCAAGAAUGACUUUGCGUUCCUGCUCCACAUGGUCGACCAGUACGACCAGCUGUACUCCAAGCGCUUCGGGGUUUUUCUGUCCGAGGUGAGUGAGAACAAACUCCGCGAGAUCAGCCUCAAUCACGAGUGGACCUUUGAGAAGCUGCGGCAGCACGUGACGCGAAAUCCCCAAGAUAAGUUGGAACUCCAUCUCUUCAUGCUGUCUGGAGUGCCGGACGCCGUGUUCGAUCUCACCGACUUGGAAAUCCUGAGGUUAGAAUUAAUCCCGGAGGCCAGGAUAACGGCCAAGAUCUCCCAGAUGAUUGGCCUCCAGGAGCUGCACUUGUACCACUGCCCUGCCAAAGUUGAGCAGACCGCUUUCAUCUUUCUCUGCGACCACCUUCGGUGCCUUCACGUCAAAUUCACAGAUGUUGCAGAGAUUCCCAGCUGGGUGUACUUGUUGAAAAAUUUGCGAGAGUUGUAUUUGAUUGGCAACCUGAACUCCGAAAACAACAAAAUGAUCGGGAUUGAAUCCCUCCGAGAUCUUAGGCACUUAAAGAUUUUACAUCUCAAAAGUAACCUCACCAAGGUCCCGACGAACAUCACCGACCUGUCCCCACACCUGGUCAAACUGGUCAUCCACAACGACGGCACCAAGCUUCUGGUGCUGAACAGCCUGAAGAAGAUGGUCAACCUCGGGGAGUUGGAGCUGCACAACUGUGAGCUGGAGCGAAUCCCUCAUGCCAUCUUCAGUCUGAACAACCUGCAGGAACUGGAUCUCAAAUCCAACAAUAUUCGUACAAUAGAGGAGGUCAUCAGUUUUCAGCACCUCAAGAGACUGACCUGUCUCAAACUUUGGUACAAUAAGAUCAUCAUCAUCCCGCUGUCGAUUAGCCACGUCAAAAACCUGGAGUCGCUCUAUCUCUCACACAACAAGCUGGAAUCACUGCCCUCCUCGUUGUUCACCCUUCUUAAGCUGAGAUACCUCGAUGUUAGCCACAACUCCAUCGCGGUGAUACCUCCGGAGGUGGGCUUCUUGCAGAACCUCCAACACUUUGUCAUUACGGGCAACAAAGUUGAAGUGGUCCCCAAGCAGCUGUUCAAGUGUAACAAGAUAAGAACGUUAUGUCUCAGCCACAACUGUGUCUCCUCCAUCCCUGAGAAGAUCGGCCACCUCUUGCAGCUCACGCACCUGGAAAUGAAGGGGAACUGCCUGGAUCGUCUGCCGGCCCAGCUCGGCCAGUGCGGCCUCCUCCGUCGAGGCUGCCUGCUGGUGGAGGACCACCUCUUUGACUCGCUCCCCUUGGAGGUCAAGGAGAGCAUGAAUCAGGACGCUAGCGUUUCGUUUGCAAAUGGGUGUAAAUGUCUGAGUGACGGACGGUAACACGACGGAACGUCCUCUCGUUCCCCGGUGGGUCAACUUUGCAGCUCGGCACAAACACUUCCCUAAACCACCGACUACAUCAUAGUGUACAUCAUGUCUAGAUUUGUUGCUCUUCUUUUCUUUUCCAUUUUUUUUUCAGUUCAUGUGCACAUACUAGUUGUCGAAACACUGCCGUCUUUUCUCUUUUGUGUCCACAAAUAUAAUGUGUCCAAAGGAACAUUUAACAGAACCCUUUUAUAGCUGUGAAUUAUGGAGAGCUUUCACCCGAACAGUCGUGAAGAACAGAGCAUCAAUCUGAGGAGGAUGGCUCCCGAAAACUGUAGAAGUACUUUGAUUAUCUUCAGUUUAAAAUUUUUAGUUCAACUAAAACCAACAUUACACUUUUACUUUCCUCUUUUAUAUAAGUAAGUACCACCACUACACACCUGACCUUAAGUAAUGGCAUGUUCUUACACAUCGGUUCCACGCUCACGUCUUGUGCUGUUCCCCGAACAUUGCUGAAGUAUGGAGUUUUGAUUAGUUUCGUAUCUUCAGUCAAAUCACAAUGGCACAUUUAAGUAGUUGUAACUUUUGUAAAAAAUCUAUUUAUUGUGUAAUGUGCUUUUAUUUUUAUGCUCAGCCCUUUGUAAGCCUGUUUUUAAAAUGUGCUACCUUAAUAAAAGUAUUCCUAUGCUGCA
Cololabis saira (Pacific saury) is the source of this 3383-nucleotide messenger RNA. It is a transcript of the gene lrrc8db, whose product is annotated as leucine rich repeat containing 8 VRAC subunit Db. The transcript is spliced from 2 exons. Gene Ontology annotation, molecular function: protein binding. Bases 157 to 2706 code for a protein of 849 amino acids. The record is from RefSeq and is a predicted model, not a curated record. NCBI's taxonomy places the organism in Eukaryota, Metazoa, Chordata, Actinopteri, Beloniformes, Belonidae.